Prionailurus viverrinus (fishing cat) is the source of this 2445-nucleotide messenger RNA. It is a transcript of the gene RAB29, whose product is annotated as RAB29, member RAS oncogene family. Gene Ontology annotation, molecular function: GTPase activity; GTP binding. Gene Ontology annotation, cellular component: vesicle; trans-Golgi network; Golgi apparatus. Bases 424 to 1128 code for a protein of 234 amino acids. Gene Ontology annotation, biological process: vesicle-mediated transport. The transcript is spliced from 7 exons. NCBI's taxonomy places the organism in Eukaryota, Metazoa, Chordata, Mammalia, Carnivora, Felidae. The record is from RefSeq and is a predicted model, not a curated record.
UUUGUGCAGCGUUUCAAAAAACAAAAAAAAAAGUGCAUAAACUACCUUUCCCAGGAGGCCUCGCGGGGCACUCUCCGCUCUCCUCUAGUUUCUCUUCGCCUCGAGAGCCGCUCCAGCGGGCGGUCUUCGGUUUGAGGGGGUCCGGAACCGAAGGAGUUAAAACAAGCGACUCCCCCCCCCACUCCACUGGCCGCCUCCCUCACCAGUCCAGCCCGCCAGCCAUGGGCGGACGCGAUCACCUGUUCAAAGUGCUGGUGGUGGGGGACGCCGCGGUGGGCAAGACGUCCCUGGUGCAGCGAUACUCCCAGGACAGCUUCAACAAACAUUACAAGUCCACGGUGGGAGUGAGGUUCACCCAGCCUGAGCUGACUGCCGGGGAAGAGAUUGGGCGAAGGUGUGAAGAGGAGGAAUGGGGAAGGGUGGAUGAGAAAAUGCGCAAUUGUUGCGUUUCCCCCCGGGAACUGUGAACUCCGGUCUCCUGCAACCUUCCAGGCGGUCAUCGGCAAAUUCGUGUCAUCAGCAGAGGCCGCUGGGACCCCCACCCCCACCCCUCCUACCUGGGAGGCCCGGUUGGGUGCCGGCUGGGGCUCUUGGCCUGCCUCUCACAGGAGUUCCAGGCAGCUGAUGAAGGAACAGAAAGUGGAUUUUGCUCUGAAGGUUCUCCAGUGGUCUGACUCAGAGGUGGUGCGGCUCCAGCUGUGGGAUAUUGCAGGGCAGGAGCGCUUCACCUCCAUGACACGACUAUACUAUCGGGAUGCCUCCGCCUGUGUUAUUAUGUUCGAUGUCACCAACGCCACAACCUUCACCAACAGCCAGAGAUGGAAACAGGACUUGGACAGCAAGCUCACGCUGCCUAAUGGAGAGCCCGUGCCCUGCCUGCUCUUGGCCAACAAAUGUGAUCUGUCCCCCUGGGCAGUGAGCCGAGACCAAGUUGACCGGUUCAGUAAAGAGAAUGGUUUCACAGGUUGGACAGAAACAUCGGUCAAGGAGAACAAAAAUAUUAACGAGGCCAUGAGAGUCCUCAUUGAAAAGAUGAUGAGCAAUUCCAGAGAAGAUAUGUCUUUGUCCACCCAAGGGGACUACAUCAAUCUGCAGACCAAACCCUCCUCCAGCUGGGCGUGCUGCUAGUAGUUUUUGGCUUGUUUCCCUCCCACUGUCAGGAGGUCUCUUCAUCCCUUUCCCUUGGUUGCCCACCCAGCAAUCUCAUGUGCAUUUGAACUGUCUCCUGCCAGCUGUCCUGGAAGGACCAUCAUCACUAAGGAAAGCCUGGGACUCAAAUGCAUCUCUGCAUCUCUCACAGGUGGGCUCCCACUGGCUGCUGGCUGCUGUGACUCAGCUGGCACCUUCUGUGAAAGAAAGCUCAUCUUAUCUCUCCAUUUGGGAUCCGGGAUUUCGUGGGAAGCGUUGGAAAUCGGCACCUGUGAUCAGAAUCCCCACCUGUUUUUCACGUUCAUUUUCCCAUUUGAUGUAUGUUGAUAUCUCAACCUGAUAGGACUUCAGAUUGCGAGGAAAACGAGAGCAAAGGGCAUUUCCCAAAUUCAUCGUAGGUUAUCGCUGUCAGAUUCUUCCUGUCUUGGACUUUGAAUUUCAACCUCUGAUUCCAAGAUGCACAGGAGUGCGGCUGGAUAUCCAUGGGUUUGGGGCUACAGGAGGUAACGCAAAAGUCACUGUAUUUUUGAAGCUUCUAAAGUCAUAACUGGCUUUCUCUUACCUUGGCUUCAAGAAUAGUCAAGCUUUUAAACUACUUAUUGUGUGUGGUGAGAGCAUUUCUUUCCCCCAAAGGAAUCAAUUGUCACGUUAGAGUUUUUCAGUAUCUCGCUACCAGCGGGGUGGGAGCGGGGUUAGCAGGUAUUCUGGGUUGGUGUCCUGACGUGUAACACUGCAAGUGACAUCAGUUGGCCGUGGUGCCCUGAAAUAGGUCUGUUCCGCACAGCUCGGGGAGUCUGAAUGGAAGAGGGAAAGGUUAAUAGAACAAAAUCCUGUGGGGCAACUUCCUUCUGAGCACUUGGGGUGCCUAGCACUUAACAGCCUUAAGAAACAAAUUUUAUGUACAGACCUUUGCCUGAGGGGACUGAGUAGACAGACAGAAAAUCUUUAAGUAAUUUAAGUGCUAAAUCGGGUAGGGUUUUUAGUAUCAAAUCACUUCUAGACAGCUUAAUUUGUUAAAUUCUCACAGGAUGGUGAUUUAUAACUUACCCAAAGUUAUGAAUAUUCUUAAUGAACUCAGAGGCCUAGAAUUUUUUGAAAGACACUUAUUUAGAUAAGUAAGCAUCCUAAGUAAGCAACUCCCAAAUCUGACCAAUCAGAACCACUUGGGAAGUUGGUUUAAAAAAACAUUUUUUUGGGGGCGCCUGGGUGGCACAGUCGGUUAAGCGUCCGACUUCAGCCAGGUCACGAUCUCGCGGUCUGUGAGUUCGAGCCCCGCGUCGGGCUCUGGGCUGAUGG